GCAAGGCAAGAGGAAAGAAAACUUCAAAAAGAGCAAAUAACAAAAGCCUCCUUUGCUGCCCUUGAAGGGAGGGAAGAUGGGGGAAAGAAAAGAAAGUUGCUGAAUCCGAACAUUCUAGAAGUGCCUUAGCUGUGUUUACCAGCCCCAGCCCGGUCUCCUGCUCUCCCACACACCCGAAGUCGCUAAUCGCUCAGCUAAGAGCAGGUUUGAAAAAGGACAAGACUGAGAAAAAGAGAUUAGCAAUAGAAAUAGAGAUGGAGAUGGAGAUAGAGAUAGAGAUAGAGCUAAAGAUAGAAAGGGAGAGACAGAGAGGGAGAGAGAGACUGAGAGAGAGAGAGAGAGAGAGAGAGAGAGAGAGAGAGAGAGAAGAAUGGGAGAGGAAGAGCAAGAAAGAAUCAGGUUUAAAAAUGUAUAUGACUGCGAGAAGAAAAAGGAAUCAUGCCCCCCCCCCCCCGAUUUUUUUUCUUUUUCCAUGAGACGAGGGGGAAAUGUUAAAAAAAAAAAAAAAAAGUUGCUUCUCUUGGCAGCCGGGGUUGUCAAAAGGGGAUGUCAAGCGCUUUACAAUACCUGGGAUUGAUGAGGCGGGAGGGCCAAUGAACAGCGCUCGGCGCCUAGGCGCGCCCUCAGUUGACACAGCGGCUGCGGGCGGGGUGAGUGCGGACGCACCAAUGGGAGCCGGCGUUAGCCGCACGUGACGCCUCCCCCUGCUUCCAUUCAUCAGGGAGGGGUGGGGGGGGGGGAAAGACGGUGUCGUCCUUUCAAUUCAUUUAUCUGCAGGAAUGAUUGCUGCUAUCAGUCUCGCGCUCACCGCCCGGCUGAGGAGGUGAAAGUUUCUCCCCAGGAAGAUAAACCGCAAAAGACAAUAUUGUGCAUGAUUUGCGCCUUUUCUUUGGCUUUUUCUUUCUUUUUUGCUCUCCGCUUAUUAUUAUUAUUAUUAUUAUUAUUAUUAUUAUUAUUACAGAAAGCAGAGGGGGAAAGGGGAGAGUGAAGGAGCGAGAAGGCGAGCCUGAGAAAAAAGAGAGCAAGGGCGAGGGUCUAGUGGAGAAGUGAGGAGGGGCAUACGGCGCGAGGCGGAGAGUGAGCAGUUGCGGCUCCUGUGCUCACAUUCCUCUAUGCUACAAAACCGGGAGGAAGUUUUUUUUGGGGUAUGUGUGUGUGUGUUUUGGGUGGGGGGGGGAGUGGGCUGAGAUGCUCCAUGGCUUUCCCUGGGCAGCCUUGACGCGGGGUCCUCUCGACAGAGACUGAGCGGCGAGAAAGUGCGAGCCCGGCCGGCGGGAUCUGCUCCGAGGGCGCCGGAGCCCGCCUUGCCCACUGCCGGCAGCCGUCUGGCUUAUCCAAGCUUGGCCAGGCGGGCUCCCCAGCGCGCGGAGCGGCUGCCUGUGGGCUAGGACUUUGAGAGGUGGGUGGACUCUCCCUCCCUCCGCAUCUUCUUCCUCCUUUUUCUCCGCCUCCCAUUCCUCCUCCUCCUCCUCCUAAUUUUCCCUCCUCUGUAGGCAAGGGUGGGGGGGUUGGGGGAGGCCGGAGCUCGCCCGGAGCAGCCACGAUGCUCCUGGACGCCGGCCCCCAGUACCCCGCGAUCGGCGUGACCACCUUUGGCACGUCCCGCCACCACUCCGCGGGCGACGUGUCCGAACGCGACGUUGGCCUGGGCAUCAACCCGUUCGCCGACGGCAUGGGAGCCUUCAAGCUCAACCCCAGCUCGCACGAGCUGGCCUCCGCGGGCCAGACAGCCUUCACGUCUCAGGCUCCUGGCUAUGCGGCUGCUGCGGCCCUUGGCCAUCACCACCACCCGGGCCACGUCGGCUCCUAUUCCAGCGCAGCCUUCAACUCCACUCGGGACUUUCUGUUCCGCAACCGGGGCUUUGGAGACGCGGCGGCGGCAGCCAGCGCUCAGCACAGCCUCUUCGCUGCUUCGGCAGGGGGUUUCGGGGGCCCACACGGCCACACGGACGCUGCGGGCCACCUCCUCUUCCCUGGCCUUCACGAGCAGGCGGCGGGCCACGCAUCGCCCAAUGUGGUCAAUGGGCAGAUGAGGCUUGGCUUCUCGGGGGACAUGUACCCGCGACCCGAGCAGUACGGCCAGGUGACAAGCCCACGUUCGGAGCACUAUGCCGCGCCUCAGCUUCAUGGCUACGGACCCAUGAACGUGAACAUGGCCGCGCAUCACGGUGCUGGAGCCUUCUUCCGCUACAUGCGCCAACCCAUCAAGCAGGAGCUUAUCUGCAAGUGGAUUGAGCCAGAGCAGCUGGCCAACCCCAAAAAGUCGUGCAACAAAACUUUCAGCACCAUGCAUGAGCUGGUUACGCACGUCACCGUGGAGCACGUCGGCGGACCUGAGCAGAGUAACCACAUCUGCUUCUGGGAGGAGUGUCCGCGCGAGGGCAAGCCCUUCAAAGCCAAAUACAAACUGGUCAACCACAUCCGCGUGCACACGGGAGAGAAGCCCUUCCCCUGCCCCUUCCCUGGCUGCGGCAAGGUGUUCGCGCGUUCUGAGAACUUAAAGAUCCACAAAAGAACACACACAGGGGAGAAGCCCUUCAAAUGCGAGUUCGAGGGCUGCGACAGACGCUUUGCGAAUAGCAGCGACCGCAAGAAGCACAUGCAUGUGCACACGAGCGACAAGCCCUAUCUUUGCAAGAUGUGCGACAAGUCCUACACGCACCCCAGCUCACUGCGCAAACACAUGAAGGUCCACGAAUCUUCCUCCCAGGGCUCACAGCCUUCGCCGGCCGCCAGCUCCGGCUACGAGUCCUCCACGCCGCCCACCAUCGUGUCUCCCUCCACAGACAACCCCACCACCAGUUCCCUGUCGCCCUCCUCCUCCGCGGUCCACCACACAGGCGGUCACAGCGCGCUUUCUUCUAAUUUUAAUGAAUGGUACGUUUAAAAUCAGAAGCAAAACACCGAUCAAAACCCUAUUUAAGAGACUGAACACACACGUAUGCAAAAUAUAACUGAAAGAUCCCUGCGAAUCAACACAACUACCCCACUCCUCAAUUCUAUUUUUUUGAACUUGCUUGUAGACCCAGGUCCGAGUAAGAGCGAGAGAAAGCACCAAACCUUUCGUUAUCCGCCCCCCCCCCCCCCCGCCUUUUUCUUUUUCUUUUUUGGCAAAGGCUUGGUAGCUAAGGGGCUGGAUGGGGGUCGAGGACCAGGCUACCACCUGACCAAAUGCUGACAACCCGGGGGUCCAGUUUCUCGACAGAAUUAGAACAGGCUGUCUGGGCUUCGGCUUGGUUUUUUGUUUUUGUUUUUUUUUAGUUUGUUUUUUUAGCUUUGCAUUCUUGUAAAUACAGAAUUAUUAGCUUAAAAUUGUACGUUGGAUUCUGUAAAUAGUUAUAUCUCGGGUUUGAGCGGGCG
Myotis daubentonii (Daubenton's bat) is the source of this 3360-nucleotide messenger RNA. RefSeq names its product Zic family zinc finger 1 (gene ZIC1). Lineage: Eukaryota; Metazoa; Chordata; Mammalia; Chiroptera; Vespertilionidae. Gene Ontology annotation, biological process: regulation of transcription by RNA polymerase II. Gene Ontology annotation, molecular function: DNA-binding transcription factor activity, RNA polymerase II-specific; RNA polymerase II cis-regulatory region sequence-specific DNA binding. Gene Ontology annotation, cellular component: nucleus. The record is from RefSeq and is a predicted model, not a curated record.